GCAAGCACUGAGGCAGCAGCAACAAUAUGGCGACAAUCACAGUUUCUCCCGAAUCUUUUCGACAUCUGCAGUAGAGCAACGCCUUUCUGGGUUCCUUGUAAAUGCUUAUAAAAGCUGGUUUUAGUGGAUGGGCCAAUACUUAAAAAAGUAGCUACAGGAUGACAACAUGGCUGCUCCCCUUAUGGCACCACCAGGACCUGACAGCUUUAAAUAUUUUACCGCGGAAACAUUGGCUAACAUCGAGCUCCGGAUCAACGAGGAGAAGAACAAACCGGCGCCCAAACAGGACAGCAGUCACCGUGACGACGACGACGACAACAAACCCAAGCCCAAUGGCGACCUGGAGGCUGGGCGGAAUCUGCCCUUCAUCUAUGGCGACAUCCCUCCUGGAAUGGUGGCUACACCACUGGAGGACCUGGACCCUUUCUACCAGGCUCAGAAAACAUUCAUAGUGCUAAACAGAGGGAAGACAAUCUUCCGCUUUAGUGCCAACCCUGCCUUGUACAUCAUAAGUCCUUUAAAUCUUUUCAGGCGAAUAGCUAUUAAAAUUUUGAUACAUUCUCUUUUCAGCAUGAUCAUUAUGUGUACUAUUUUGACCAACUGUAUAUUCAUGACCUUUAGUGAACCUCCUGAGUGGUCCAAGCAAGUAGAGUACACAUUCACAGGGAUUUAUACAUCUGAAUGUCUUGUAAAAGUUGUCGCUCGAGGAUUCUGUAUAGAUGGGUUUACAUUCCUACGGGAUCCCUGGAACUGGCUGGAUUUCAUGGUCAUUUCUAUGGCAUAUAUAACAGAGUUUGUGGACCUGGGCAAUGUCUCUGCGUUGAGAACAUUCAGAGUUCUCCGAGCAUUGAAAACUAUCUCUGUCAUACCAGGCCUGAAGACCAUUGUCGGUGCUCUAAUACAAUCAGUGAAGAAAUUGUCAGAUGUUAUGAUCCUCACGGUAUUCUGUCUCGGUGUCUUCGCUCUGAUUGGACUACAGCUCUUCAUGGGCAACCUACGACAAAAAUGCGUGAUUUGGCCAAUCAACUCCACCGAGAACUUCUUGGCCAACGGCAGCUUAGGCUUCGACUGGAAUGAAUACAUCAAUAACGACAAAAAUUUCUACUUCCUGCCUAGGCAAUUGGAUGCCCUUUUAUGUGGCAACAGUUCAGAUUCUGGCCGCUGCCCUGAAGGCUUCACAUGCAUGAAAGCUGGCAGGAAUCCAAAUUACGGUUACACCAGCUUUGACAGCUUUGGAUGGGCUUUCCUGGCUCUCUUCAGACUCAUGACACAGGACUUCUGGGAGAACCUCUACAUGCUGACCCUGCGGGCAGCAGGGAAGACCUACAUGAUCUUCUUUGUGUUGGUGAUCUUCGUGGGGUCCUUCUACCUGGUCAAUCUGAUCCUGGCUGUGGUGGCCAUGGCCUAUGAGGAGCAGAACCAGGCCACCAUGGAGGAGGCUGAGCAGAAAGAGGCGGAGUUCAAAGCCAUGCUGGAGCAGAUCAAGAACCAGCAGGAGGCUGCACAGGAGGCCGCACAGUCCAACGCCAUGGCGACGUCGGCAGGCACCAUGUCGGAGGACGUAGGGGAUGAUGACGGCGGGGGGACCCUGUCCUGUAGCUCGUCAGAGAUGUCCAAGCUCAGCUCCAAGAGCGCCAAGGAGCGGCGCAACCGCAAGAAGAAGUGGCGCCAGAAAGAGCAGUUGCAGCGGGAGGAGAAGGGGGACUGCGAGAAGUUUGUCAAGUCCGAGUCGGACGACGGCAGUAAGAAGAGCCGCUUCCGUUUCCCUGACAACCGGCUAGGCCGCAAGUCUUCCAUCAUGAACCAGUCCCUUCUCAGUAUCCCCGGCUCACCGUUUCUGUCGAGGCACAACAGCAAGAGCAGCAUCUUCAGCUUCAAGGGCGUGGGCUCGGAGAACGAGUUCGCCGACGACGAGCACAGCAUGGUGGAGGAGUGCGAGGAAAGGCGGGGCCCCCGGUUCAGCCCGUACCGGCGGUGCAGCUACACGAGCUACCACCACGGUGGUGGGAAGAGGAACUCCACGGUGGACUGCAACGGAGUGGUGUCUCUGAUCAGUCCGGGGACAGGCGGACGCCUUUUGCCUGAGCCCACUACUGAGGUUGAGGUGAAGAAGAAGCUGUCUGGUUCCCUGAUGGUGUCUAUGGACCAGCUCAAUACCUCCUUCGGAAGGAAAGAGCGGACCAACAGUGUCAUGAGUGUCAUCACCAACACACUAGCGGAGGAACUGGAGGAGUCUCAGCGUAGUUGUCCGCCGUGGUGGUACAAGUUCUCCAACAUGGUCCUCAUCUGGGAGUGUUGUCCCAUCUGGUUGAAGAUCAAGGAGAUCGUCAACCUGAUCGUCAUGGACCCCUUCGUGGACCUGGCCAUCACUGUCUGCAUCGUCCUCAACACCCUGUUCAUGGCCAUGGAGCACUAUCCCAUGACCCCGCACUUUGAGGAGGUGCUGUUCGUGGGAAACUUGGUGUUCACAGGGAUCUUUGCUGUGGAGAUGUUUGCCAAGUUGGUUGCCAUGGAUCCCUACUACUACUUCCAGGAGGGGUGGAACUGCUUCGAUGGCUUCAUUGUGACUCUGUCCUUAGUGGAGCUGGCAUUGGCUGACGUGGAGGGGCUGUCCGUGCUCAGAUCAUUCCGAUUGCUGAGAGUGUUUAAACUGGCCAAGUCAUGGCCCACACUCAACAUGCUGAUUAAGAUUAUCGGUAACUCUGUGGGCGCCCUGGGAAACCUGACCCUCGUCUUAGCUCUCAUCGUAUUCAUCUUUGCCGUGGUCGGCAUGCAGCUGUUUGGCAAGAACUACAAGGACUGUGUGUGUAAGAUCGCCCUGGACUGUGAGCUGCCCCGCUGGCACAUGCACGACUUCUUCCACUCGUUCCUGAUGGUGUUCCGGGUGCUGUGCGGGGAGUGGAUCGAGACCAUGUGGGACUGUAUGGAGGUGGCUGGCCAGGGCAUGUGUCUCAUCGUCUUCAUGAUGGUCAUGGUCAUUGGGAACUUGGUGGUGUUGAACCUUUUCCUUGCCUUGCUGCUGUCCUCGUUCAGCGCAGACAAUUUAGCCGCAACAGAUGACGACGGAGAAAUGAACAACCUUCAGAUCUCCGUCAUCCGCAUCAAGAAGGGCAUCGCCUGGUUCAAGAUCAAGCUGGCAGAGUUGGUGCUCAGCUUGACCAAGAAGCCGCCGGUGGAGGAUGAACAGAAAACCGUAGACGACAUGUACGACAAGAAACUGAACUGUAUCGCCAACCAGAGUGGUGUGGAUAUCAACCGUGACCUGGACUACACCAAGAAUGGUAACGGCACGACUAGUGGUAUGGGAAGCAGCUUCGGGAGGUACUUGAUCGACGAGGACCACAUGUCGUUCAUCCACAACCCUAACCUGACCGUGUGCGUUCCUAUCGCGGUCGGAGAGUCUGACUUCGAAAACCUCAACACCGAGGAAUUCAGCAGCGAGUCGGAGAACGAGAACAGCAAAGAUCUGGAUGACACCAGCUCAUCAGAGGGCAGCACCAUAGACAUCAAGCCUGAUGUGGAGGUGGAGGCGGUGGUGGUGGAGGCUGAAGAAGUGUACUUAGACCCAGAAAACUGUUGGACACCUGAGUGUAUUAUCAAGUAUCCUUGCUGCGAUGUGCCCAUCACUCACGGGUGGGGAAAAUAUUGGUGGUUCCUGAGAAAGACAUGCUAUCUUAUUGUGGAGCAUAACUGGUUCGAAACCGUCAUUAUCUUUAUGAUCCUACUCAGUAGUGGGGCCCUGGCUUUUGAGGAUGUGUACAUUCAGCAGAGGAAGACCAUCAGGACCAUCUUGGAAUACGCCGACAGUGUGUUCACCUACAUCUUCAUCCUGGAGAUGCUGCUCAAGUGGGUCGCUUACGGAUUCCACAAGUACUUCACCAACGCCUGGUGCUGGCUUGACUUCUUCAUCGUCGAUGUGUCUAUAAUCAGUCUGGUAGCUAAUGCACUGGGCUACUCGGAUCUAGGUCCUAUUAAAUCACUAAGGACACUAAGGGCCUUGAGACCCCUCAGAGCCUUGUCACGUUUUGAAGGGAUGAGGGUUGUAGUCAACGCCCUGGUGGGAGCCAUCCCCUCCAUUAUGAAUGUGUUGCUGGUUUGCCUCAUCUUUUGGCUGAUUUUCAGUAUCAUGGGAGUCAACUUGUUUGCGGGCAAGUAUUACUACUGUUUCAACCAGACAGCAGAGGAGUACUUUGAGGCCAGAGAUGUCAACAACAAGACACAGUGCCUGGCCCUCAUUGAACAGAACUUCACUGAGGUCAGGUGGAAGAAUGUCAAGAUCAACUUUGACAAUGUUGGCGCCGGAUACCUGGCUCUGCUUCAAGUGGCAACAUUCAAAGGCUGGAUGGACAUCAUGUACGCAGCCAUAGACUCCAGAAGGGUGGAGGACCAGCCCAUCUAUGAAGACAACAUCUACAUGUAUAUCUACUUCGUCAUCUUCAUCAUCUUUGGAUCCUUCUUCACCCUCAACCUCUUCAUCGGUGUCAUCAUUGACAACUUCAACCAACAGAAGAAAAAGUUUGGAGGUCAGGACAUCUUCAUGACAGAGGAACAGAAGAAGUACUACAACGCCAUGAAGAAACUGGGUUCAAAGAAGCCCCAGAAACCCAUUCCCAGACCACAGAACAAGAUCCAAGGGUUGGUGUUUGACUUUGUGACCCAGCAAGUCUUCGACAUCUCCAUUAUGAUGUUGAUCUGCCUCAACAUGGUCACCAUGAUGGUGGAGACAGACGACCAGUCGGACGAGACGGAGAACAUCCUCUAUUGGGUCAACUUCAUCUUCAUCGUGGCAUUCACCACCGAGUUCGUCCUGAAACUCUUCGCCCUGCGCCACUACUACUUCACCAAUGGCUGGAACGUGUUCGACACGGUCGUCGUCGUCCUGUCCAUCGCGGGCAUGUUCCUGGCUGACAUCAUUGAGAAGUACUUCGUAUCGCCGACCCUCUUCAGGGUCAUCCGAUUGGCUCGAAUCGGCCGCAUCCUGCGUCUGAUCAAAGGGGCCAAGGGCAUACGGACUUUACUCUUCGCCUUGAUGAUGUCACUUCCUGCCCUGUUCAACAUCGGCCUCCUGCUCUUCCUGGUGAUGUUCAUCUUCAGCAUCUUCGGAAUGUCCAACUUCGGCUACGUCAAACACGGGGCCGGGAUAGACGACAUGUAUAACUUUGAGACAUUCGGGAACAGCAUGAUCUGCUUAUUCAUGAUCACCACGUCUGCAGGCUGGGAUGGUCUCUUGCUCCCCAUCCUCAACUACCCUCCUGACUGCGACUCAACCAUGGAGAACCCAGGUGCACCGUCUACAGGCAACUGCGGCAACCCCUCAGUUGGCAUAUUUUUCUUUGUGAUGUAUAUCAUUAUUUCCUUCCUUGUCGUAGUCAACAUGUACAUCGCCAUCAUCUUAGAGAAUUUCAGUGUAGCAACAGAAGAGAGCGCCGACCCGCUCAGUGAAGACGACUUUGAGACGUUCUAUGAAAUCUGGGAGAAAUUUGACCCCGCCGCUUCCCAGUUCAUCACCUUCGCAAAGCUGAGUGACUUCGCAGACACCCUGGAGCACCCUCUCCGCAUUCCCAAGCCCAACACCAUCGAGCUGAUCGCCAUGGACAUGCCCAUGGUCAGCGGCGACCGCAUCCACUGCCUGGACAUCCUGUUUGCCUUCACCAAGCGUGUGCUGGGCGACAGUGGCGAGCUGGACAUGCUACGCACGCAGAUGGAGGAGCGCUUCGUGCAGGCCAACCCCUCCAAGGUGUCGUACGAGCCCAUCACCACGACACUGCGCCGGCGCCAGGAGGACAUAUCCGCACGUUGCAUCCAGAAAGCCUACCGCGCUCACCUCCUCAAACGGGGCUUCAUCUGCAAGUGCAGGCCGAAGACCAAGCUGGAGAAUGGUGGGACCAACAACGAGGAGAAGAAAGAGAGCACACUCUCCACCGCCUCUCUUCCCUCGUACGACAGCGUGAUCAAACCUGACAAGGAGAAACGGGAAGAGAACGAGGGAGAGAGGAGAGAGAGGGAAAGAAAUAAAAAAGAUGAGCGGGAAUCAAAAUUUUAGUCAGGGUUCAGUGACUGUCAUUAUUACAAUAAUACACACAGCCAGAAGGGACUCUGAGCCCAAUAAACAGACAAAUGUAGAAAAAAUAUAAUUUGCAAGUUUUAAAAAAAUGUACGAAAACUACACAUUUUUUUUUACAGACUUCAGUUUAACACAAAAUGAAGGAUCAAGAUUCGGCGUUGGAUAGAUAGGGUCAGUUGAAGCAAAACACAGAUGGCGAUGUACAUGUUUCCCACGAUAAGAAUUUAGUUAGGACACCAUCAUUAUCACUAAAGGAUUUUACUGCCUGAUGAUAAAUGUCUUCUUUAUUUCUUGGAAAUAAUGUGAGGAAGAACAACGAUAAUAUAAAUAAUGAUCAAUAAUAACUCAAUAAUAGUGUGCCCGCCAUUGGCAUUCUAUAUAUUAAAAUAUAUGUUCAGGAUCAUCGAAAAGAAGGGAGAAACCUCUGCAAACAAGAUGGAGGGAGAUUUAUUGGCACAAUUGAGUCUCUGACUGCCAGUACCCUGUGUGGAUGAGCCCCUGCAGCGAAAUGUCCACCACUAUGGGAGCACCUCAGGAGAGGAACGGGACGGAACCUAUGUUACAGAACCUUCUAGAACUGUUCUACUACGCAGUCUGACAUGGUCUCAGUAACAUCCACUUCCUGCACUGUCGUUCUUUUCAAGUUUUAAAUACGAAGAAUGAACGUUUAGAGAAAGAAAGAAAACAGAACAGUUUGUGCUGAAAAUACUUUUAUCUUUACAUUAUUUGAGCAGCAAAAAAAAUGAGAACAAAUAACAUUUAGCCCAUGUCACACUGGUCUCUUUUCAUCUUCUCUCGCUUAGUUAUACGAACAUUAUGAAAAAUACAUUUCAUACAUGGGCUUUCAUACUGUCAGACUGGUUAGGGGGCACAAGUCAGUGUUGAGACUUGGGCUGAAGAAGGGUGGGGACUCGCUCUGACCGACUGAGUCUCAGAUAAAUUAUUGUGCUCGUUCAAUGCAUAGAUAAGACUUGCAUGAAGGCAUGUUUUCAUCAGGAAUCAUGCAUGAUGUAAUCAUAGUCCACGAGACACUAAUGGCUCGACCAUACGUUUGAGGCAGUCCACUGGACAAAUGGUUAUGAGAAAUAGAACUGGAAAAGGAUUGAUAUAUAUAUGACACAUAUAUGUCUAUAUAUACAAUAUUGACGGCAUCAAGUGGUGUGACCUACCGUUCACUAUAAUGUUGCUUUUCAACUGCCAGACCGAUCUUUUUAUGACGCCCAUUUGGGAUUUUACUUGAGUAUGUAGUUACACCCUCAGAGGCAAACCUCUAUUCUGGCACAUUUAUGAAAAACACAAAGUAGAAUUUGAUUAGAUUUUAUUCUGAGAGGGACAAGCAUAGUUUUUGCUGAGUUCUAUCAGGAAUAUAUCUUCAGAAUAAGAAUGAGGAUGCACAGAUUUCAAAGACACUUUUCAGACCGUUCUAAAGAAACCUAAUCGGGGUCUUAUUAAGAGACCCUGGUUUUUACAUCAAAUGUUUACUACCUUUACCUUUGUUGCUACGGUUACCACCCUUACCUGUGGUCUCCAACAAACUCCCUCUUGUUGUUGUGGCAGUACGAACAGGCAAUGUUUGAUGCCAUAUCCUGUAUAUCCAUAUCCUGUAUAUCCAUAUCCUGUAUAUCCAUAUCCUGUAUAUCCAUAUCCUGUAUAUCCAUAUCCUUCACAGAUCAAUGUCAGUUAAAAUUCUAUAAUACUCCUCCAAUGCUUUGUCUGUCUGCGGACAGGGAAGAGUGAGACAUGUAUCAGUGGUACUGUAGGGGAGGAUGAUGGGAAAUGUUGAAACAGCUGAUAUACUGAUGCUUCCAUAGAUCCUUUCUUCUGGUUUUUAUUUGAUUCACUUCUGUCACUCCGUCAGUUCCCUGUUAGACUAUCGUUCACUGUGGCCCAGUGGCACGUCGAUAGACACUUUGAGUUUCCAGCUCUGAAAUAUGUAGAUGUCCUCUGUCACUCCAUCUGUUCCCUGUUAGACUAUCGUUCACUGUGGCCCAGUGGUACGUCGAUAGACACUUUGAGUUUCCAGCUCUGAAGUAUGCAGAUGUCCUCUGAUGCAAUGCAAUCCUUCUCAGAAGAAAGUUUGAAUUUCAAGCAGUGAGAAUGUAUAUGGCAUAGUAGUUCGUAUCCCAGAGAAAAGUCUGCCGAUGUUGCUCCUGUAAGUCGCUCUGGAUAAAACCGUCUGCUAAAUGACUAAAAUGUAAAUGUAAAAUGUAGUUCAUCUAUAAAGCAGCAUAGACACAUACAAGUGACAUAUAAGUACGAGGGUACAUAGAGGAGACCAUGGAGGGUACAUAGAGGGGGCCGUGGGGGUACAUAGAGGAGACCAUGGA
Molecule: messenger RNA, 8391 nt
Organism: Oncorhynchus gorbuscha (pink salmon)
Lineage: Eukaryota; Metazoa; Chordata; Actinopteri; Salmoniformes; Salmonidae
Product: sodium channel protein type 8 subunit alpha-like
Exons: 27
Coding region: 167-6043 (1958 amino acids)
Biological process (GO): membrane depolarization during action potential; sodium ion transmembrane transport; neuronal action potential
Cellular component (GO): voltage-gated sodium channel complex; plasma membrane; axon
Molecular function (GO): voltage-gated sodium channel activity
Source: RefSeq, a predicted model, not a curated record